Molecule: messenger RNA, 1147 nt
Organism: Musa acuminata AAA Group (dessert banana)
Lineage: Eukaryota; Viridiplantae; Streptophyta; Magnoliopsida; Zingiberales; Musaceae
Product: NAC domain-containing protein 35-like
Exons: 3
Coding region: 161-1012 (283 amino acids)
Biological process (GO): regulation of DNA-templated transcription
Molecular function (GO): DNA binding
Source: RefSeq, a predicted model, not a curated record
GCUAUCAAGUCCCCCUCUUCUCUUCCCUUCUCUUAUCUUCUCUUCUCUACACAGAUUUAGUACAAGCAGCUGCGUACGCCAUUAUUGACCUUCUUUCAUCUUCCUCGCCACUUACACCAGUAUAUCAAGGGUGGUGGAGAAGGAUGGGGGAGCAGUGACGAUGAUGAACGGCGAGGACGACAAGGACGGUCACGAGAACGACCUCGUCAUGCCGGGAUUCCGCUUCCAUCCCACCGAAGAGGAGCUCAUCGACUUCUACCUCCGCCGUAAGGUCGAGGGCAAGCGCUUCAGCGUCGACCUCAUCGCCUUCCUCGACCUCUAUCGCUACGACCCAUGGCAGCUUCCUGCUCUGGCGACGAUCGGGGAGAAGCAAUGGUUCUUCUACGUUCCCAGAGACCGCAAGUACCGCAACGGCGACCGGCCCAACCGAGUGACCACCUCCGGAUACUGGAAGGCCACCGGAGCUGACAGGGUAAUCCGGUCGUCGGAGAGCUUGAGACCCAUCGGCCUCAAGAAAACCCUAGUCUUCUACUACGGCAAGGCUCCCAAGGGGACAAGAAGCAGCUGGAUCAUGAACGAGUACCGUCUCCCUCAUUGCGAGAACCAUCAGCAUCAGAAGCAGGCUGAGAUCUCCAUCUGCCGAGUCUACAAGAGAGGUGGGAGCGAAGACCAUCUCCGACACACGCAUGCUCGCAGGCCGGCCUCUCUUGAAGGGGCUACGGAUGACAUCAAAAGCACGGUAAGCUUCAGAACAGCAACAGAAGAUGGGACUUCAUCCACCCAGCAAUCGGAUGCAGUGUUCUUCUCAACGCAAACCACCUUUUCUUCGACUUGUUCACCUGUGACCGCAGCUGGAGUUGACGACCAACAUGAAUACUCGAAUCAACUGAACCAUCUGCUCUCCAUGCUCUCACAACCACAAAUGCAACCACUCGGUGAGCUGCCUAAUGCUCAGACUGCAGUGUCCGACAGUCUAUGGGGAUCGAAUCCUAUCCAUGAAGCAGGAUAUUAGAUCAAUCACAUGUCUCCUUUUUUUCUUUAUUGUGAGGCAAGAGAUUGUAAUAGACGAAGCAGCAGUAUUAUAAUCGAUUAUGUAUGUAGUUGUCGAUAAACUUCAGCUAAUUCUACUCUUCUUAUUCUUUUGUGA